Molecule: messenger RNA, 666 nt
Organism: Cuscuta campestris
Lineage: Eukaryota; Viridiplantae; Streptophyta; Magnoliopsida; Solanales; Convolvulaceae
Source: the annotation of a GenBank genome assembly
GGGAAGAAGCUAUGGAACAUGGUGAGGAUAACUUUCUACUUUGUGAAGAAAGGGAUGUCAAAGAGGAACAAGCUAAUGCUCGACCUCAAGGUCGCCCUCACCCUUACCCUGAAGCGCGGCAAACACGCCGGAAAAGCUCUGGCCCACCUCGUCCACCACCACCACCGCCACCUGGGCGCUGCUCUCACCUGCAGGUCAGACGACUCAGUCCAAGUCAUCCGACCGCAGUACUACGAGUUCAGCUGUAGCAACACCCCGCGUGGGUCCAUGUUCAACAAACUCAUGGGCCACCACCGCGGGCACUACAGUCUCGUGGGUAGGACCCACGAGGACGAGGUGGAGGACUAUAAUACUAACAAUGUUUUACGGAGGGCUUUGGAGAUAAUGAAUGAAGGCGGGCCCGUCACAUCACCGUUGGUGGCUGCGCCGGUGAGGCAGUUGCGGGUGACGGAUUCGCCCUUCUUGAUGGAUUCGCCGGAGAAUUCGGAUGAUCAUGAGGUUGAUGUGGAAGCUGAAGAGUUCAUCAAAAAAUUCUAUAGAGAUUUGAGCGAAGAAAAAGAGUUUGCAGCCACUCUUGAUUCUCCAUCCCCAUUCCAAUUUGUUACAUGGGAUAAAUGAGUCAGACGGAUUAAACAAAACCAAAAAAAAAAAAUCGCUUCCAUGGCG